AUCGCCAUUUGUUUUGUGUAACUCUCGUAUUUCGUAGAUUGUCAUAAAAUUUGUAGAAGCACACAAAACAAGUUCUGCAAAAAUAUCUUGUUUUAGUCAAACACGAAAUAUUGAGCAAGUACUUAGUCCGUUUGAUUGUGGAAAUAAAAUCUCUCCGUUUUCGGGAUAAAAUAAAUUUCUGAAUUUUGUAUUUUGUUUCCUUCUUGCGUGUUUUUAAUUAUUGUUUUUUUAAAUCAAGGAAAAGAAAAAGUCCUGCCAUCCCGCAACAGUUUGAUUCCCAGUUUUUUGGUUUUACUUUUUUUUGUGGUCUCCGUUUGGUCGAAACAAUUUAUUGCAAAAUUCUUCGUUUUAUUUCACCGAAAUCAAAGCACAUUCAACUUCAAAUCAACUCAAGGGCUCCAAGUCUUUAAAACAAUUGAAGGGACGUUAUACACUGGAAAAGUCAUGAACAGGAAUUUUAAAUCCAAAAAAGAUGCGUCUCCACUCACAACCAGCACCGAAUCAGAGUCUUUCGAUACGUGGACUGUGAUAACAGACAAAUCGAAAGAAUUAACUCGAGAAGAGAUACCCUCGCCUCCACCUACACCUGAAAAAAGUGAAGAGGAAGAUGAAAGUAGUGAAGAUGCUGUACGCGUUGAGGUCUUACAAGCAUCUGUUGAUAAAUUGGAAAAUAGAUACAGCGAACUCGAUGAUAUUUCAGAUGGUAUCUCAAUCAUAAGCGAUUGUGAAAGCGUCGGAAGGAUGUCUCCGCACCCAGAGCUGCGCAAGCAUCUAUCAGAAUUGAACAUGCGAUUUGUUGAUGUGUUACAACCUUCGUUAAGAAUGACAAAUUCAGCUGGCGACAAUACUUCACGAUUCUAUGAAGGUAGCUCGGAACGAUCUUCUGAUGUUUUCCAUCAAGUAGAACCACUGUUGGAAAACAACAGAAAAUCGCGAAGAGCAUCAGAACGCCAGAUGGCAAAUUCACCAGACUUUCAACCGACACUGCGAUCUGGAUUACGAGGACUUUUCUAUGUUGGAGCAUUUCUGGGAGUUUUGGCUUUUAUCAGCAAAUUAAAAUACGAAUCUGCGCUUGGAACCAACUCAGAUGUACUUAACCAAAAAAUAGAUGACCUAGAAUUAAAAAAUAAUCUCAUGCGAGCUGAAAUUGAUAUUCUUUCCAAGCAAGUGAACUACUUAACGACGCUUAGUGAAAAUCAGAAAUAUUCAACGUCCAACAAACCAAAGAGCAAACCGUCAAGAGAAAAGAAAAUGAAGGUUUGGCCAGGCAAUGGAAAUAACAUUGAAGAAGUCGUAAUAAGUCCCGAUGACCUUAAGACUCCAUAUAAGUGCGAGGGUCCAAAUAAUAUGGACGUAGCUGGAAUGUGCGUAGAACUGCCAAGGGCAGGUGAGAGUAUAGUUGACUCUUUGGGUGAAAAAGUAAGAUUUGUCAUAGAAGAAAGUGAUCACUUUACGAACUUUGAAAAAGUUUUUGAUAAAUUGGUCAAACUGACAGAUAAUCCUUUUAGUGGAAAUGACGAAAAACCAACAGCCACCCAAGGCACUGAAAGGUUGCAGAAGCCAAAAGAAAGUACUUACACCCCCCAUGAACACAAACCUGAUAAAUAUGAGAGCAGAAAAUAUGAGAACGACCAACCAACUGACAAAUCUGAUAGAAAAAAGAACGAAAAAGAUCAAAAACUUGACAAACAUGACAAUGAAAGCAAAAAAUACGAGAACAAACGGAAAAAUUUCAAGAAGCAACAAAACUUUGACGAUAGUGGUGAAAGCAAGGAACGUUAUCGCAGAGGAGAUCGAUCAAAUGAAGACUUCAACGGUUCUGGGGAGAGAUUUAAAAAGUCCAAGGACUACAAAAAAUACGACAAAUAUUCUUCUGCCGAGCAUGAAAAUGCUAAACGAAACGCCGAUGGCGAAUGGCACGAGAAACUUAUGCACCAUCGAGAGACUUCUCGCAAAAAUAACGACAAACAUCGUCACGACAAUAAUUGGUAUAUCGAGCGUGGCGAUAGUCGAGAACAAGCUCGAGUUACUGAUCAAAAAUAUCGUUGAUUAACUUUAAUUCUGAUGUACAUUGUUCAAGUCAAUUCUUAAAGCAACAAAUCUUGUGAUCCUUUAUAUUUGUUCUUACCGUUUUCUUUUGUUCGUGUCCAUUUUUAUUUUAUUUUAUUUUAUUUUCUACUUCGGUAUAACAUACACAUUAUACAAUUAAUGCUUCCUACCAAAAUGUGAAAAAAUCAUAAAAAAAAAUAUGUAGACAAAGAGAAAAACUUAAGAAACUUUUGUGAUAAAUACUUUUUUUGAGAAAAGAAUCUUUGGCAAAAGUGAUUGCCAUUCCCCCAAAUUAAUUUGGGAAACUAUUUGAGAACAAAAAUUAUUAAAAUAAAUUAUAGAUGUUAGAGUGUAUAUUUUAAAAUAAACAACCCUAUACAAAAUA
This is a messenger RNA of Eupeodes corollae, 2434 nucleotides long. RefSeq lists its product as uncharacterized. Bases 445 to 2049 code for a protein of 534 amino acids. NCBI's taxonomy places the organism in Eukaryota, Metazoa, Arthropoda, Insecta, Diptera, Syrphidae. The record is from RefSeq and is a predicted model, not a curated record. The transcript is spliced from 4 exons.